Molecule: messenger RNA, 1690 nt
Organism: Elgaria multicarinata webbii
Lineage: Eukaryota; Metazoa; Chordata; Lepidosauria; Squamata; Anguidae
Gene: MDFIC
Product: MyoD family inhibitor domain containing
Exons: 5
Coding region: 190-930 (246 amino acids)
Biological process (GO): negative regulation of DNA-templated transcription; positive regulation of viral transcription
Cellular component (GO): nucleus; cytoplasm
Molecular function (GO): transcription factor binding
Source: RefSeq, a predicted model, not a curated record
GUUAGGGAAGCAGCUGGGCUGAGAAGUGCUUCUGCGAAGUCCCCCCCCCCUUCCUUCUCCCAAGCGGGGAGGGAGAGGCAAGUAUUUCUCCGCGCCCCCGUCCCGCCGAAGAAAUGCCAAGGGUCGUGUGUUAGCCUUGUCGAGAGGGGAGGUAUACGCUCUUUAUUACUCGGAGGAGAGAGCUGGCAGAUGUCCCAAGCGAGAGAACCUCUUCCUCCGGGGCCUGAAGGGCCAGAGCGUGCAGCGCCGGCUGAAAACAGCUUUUUGAUCUCACUCCCUCGAGAAAAAUGUGGUGGAGACAGAACAGCUGUAGGAGCAAGAGAGAUAACAGAAACUUCCAGUAACCAAAUUAUACAAGCAGAAACACAAGACCAGCCUGUUUGGGGAAAUUGCACUGAUGAUGACCUCAUCAGAACACAACCUCAACGUUUGCCUCAACCAAAUGCUUUGGCACUUGAAAAAUGUAAAGAAGAAACUGGCAAAAUAUUAAAUGGGCAUGCAAGCCUGAGUAAUGGAAGUAGAUUUCACAAUGGAGUCAAACGUGGUGCACCAGAUAGCAGAAAAUUCUCAGCACCUGUUUCCCAAAAAAUGCACAGGAAAAUUCAGUCCAGCUUGUCUGUCAACAGUGAAAGCAGCAAGAAAAGCUCUGCGUAUUCUCAUAAGCCAGGUUCUUUACCCGAAGAUUGCUGUGUGCACUGUAUCUUGGCCUGCUUGUUCUGCGAAUUCAUCACCCUCUGUAGCCUUGUCUUGGGACAAGCGUCAUGUGGUGUCUGCACAGCGGAGGCCUGCUGCUGUUGCUGCGGAGAGGAAAUGGGAGAUGACUGCAACUGCCCAUGUGACAUGGACUGUGGUAUAAUGGAUGCCUGUUGUGAAUCAUCAGACUGUUUGGAAAUCUGCAUGGAAUGCUGUGGGAUUUGUUUCCCAUCAUAAUUUUUUUAUUUAUCCUUUGUAUUUUUUUUUAUCUUUAAAAAAAGAGGGUUCUUGUGUUUGUUUUUUAAACUCUUUUGAAGGACACUGUUAAAUGCUCUCACAACAACCUAGUUAUGUGCACUGUUAACUUCAUUUUAGAGAAUAACUGAAGAAAAGAAAAUCCAUAAGAACAAAUGCUUCGUGGUCUAAUUUUCGAUACCUGUUAGGUGCCUUUGUAAAGGUUCCUUUCACACAGGUCAAACGGCCUGCAUGAAGACAGGAGGCCUGAGGUCCCUAGAACAACCUAGGGUUUCUUUUUAAGAGUUGAUUUUUCAUCAGUGAACAAGUUCCUAAAAGAAAUGGCAAGCAACAGGAGUGGAGUAAACACAUCUUGGCUCCAACAAAGUAACAAUAAUAAUUUCUUGUGGGGUUUCCACCUCAGUGACCCUCUCGAUGGCAAAUAUUUGUAACAGCUUCUGUUUAAAACAAAUGCUUUUCUAAAUAGAACUGCCAUAUGUCCUUUAUGUUUUUAACUGCAAUGUGAAGAAACAUUUUAUUUUAUCAUCUGUACAUUUACAUAAUUUAAGUCUGUCAAAAGUGCAUCACUAACGAUCUGGUUCAUGUUUUACAUAUAAACCUAUGUGUGUUUGUUCAAAAUAGGUAUAGGGCUGCAGCCUUAAAGUACUUCCCACCACCACCACCAAAUUGUUCUUAUACUAUAUGUCAUGAUUUAAGAAGCACUAAUUGAAGGCAGUCUGAGGAAGAACUCACUUGGUUGCCU